AUGAAGAACAUUAAGACAACACCAGCAACUCUAGGAAAGCAGAAACAGAACAUUAAGACAACACCAGCAACUCUAGGAAAGCAGAAACAGAACAUCAAGACAACACCAGCAACUCUAGGAAAGCAGAAACAGAACAUCAAGACAACACCAGCAACUCUAGGAAAGCAGAAACAGAACAUUAAGACAACACCAGCAACUCUAGGAAAGCAGAAACAGAACAUUAAGACAACACCAACAACUCUAGGAAAGCAGAAACAGAACAUCAAGACAACACCAGCAACUCUAGGAAAGCAGAAACAGAACAUCAAGACAACACCAGCAACUCUAGGAAAGCAGAAACAGAACAUCAAGACAACACCAGCAACUCUAGGAAAGCAGAAACAGAACAUCAAGACAACACCAGCAACUCUAGGAAAGCAGAAACAGAACAUUAAGACAACACCAGCAACUCUAGGAAAGCAGAAACAGAACAUCAAGACAACACCAGCAACUCUAGGAAAGCAGAAACAGAACAUCAAGACAACACCAGCAACUCUAGGAAAGCAGAAACAGAACAUCAAGACAACACCAGCAACUCUAGGAAAGCAGAAACAGAACAUUAAGACAACACCAGCAACUCUAGGAAAGCAGAAACAGAACAUCAAGACAACACCAGCAACUCUAGGAAAGCAGAAACAGAACAUUAAGACAACACCAGCAACUCUAGGAAAGCAGAAACAGAACAUCAAGACAACACCAGCAACUCUAGGAAAGCAGAAACAGAACAUCAAGACAACACCAGCAACUCUAGGAAAGCAGAAACAGAACAUCAAGACAACACCAGCAACUCUAGGAAAGCAGAAACAGAACAUCAAGACAACACCAGCAACUCUAGGAAAGCAGAAACAGAACAUUAAGACAACACCAGCAACUCUAGGAAAGCAGAAACAGAACAUUAAGACAACACCAGCAACUCUAGGAAAGCAGAAACAGAACAUCAAGACAACAAACCCGCAUCUAUGUUAUGAAAAGAAAAACAGCGAUGAAAGACUAAACCAAUCAGUCAACAGAGAACACACUGAUAGACAGAACAAUAAUCAGACGGAGAGAGAACUCCUGCUAUCUCCCCUGGUCGCCAAGGGAGAUCUCUAG
Molecule: messenger RNA, 1131 nt
Organism: Salvelinus namaycush (lake trout)
Lineage: Eukaryota; Metazoa; Chordata; Actinopteri; Salmoniformes; Salmonidae
Product: involucrin-like
Exons: 1
Coding region: 1-1131 (376 amino acids)
Source: RefSeq, a predicted model, not a curated record